GCGUAGUGUAGCGAGAUUUCAUAAUGGCGACCAUCUCUACUCAAGAGAGCACGCAUUCCCGCCGAGAAAUCGAGUAAUUUUGGUGGUUUUUUCGCAAUUUCUAUGUGGUUAACGUCGCGCAUCUAACGAUAAUGAUCAUAGAGAACCCUGAUCAGUUUAAGGCGUGGCUCACUGCUGUCCUGGAGCCGCUAUGCGAUGCAGAUCCUGCUGCCCUGGCAAAGUAUGUCUAUGCUCUAGUCAAGAAAGACAAAACACUGGAAGAGUUGCGUGGCGGCAUGGUUGAACAGUUGGAUGUAUUUUUACAACAAGAAACAAAGAAUUUCGUUGAACUUUUAUUCAAAACCUUGGAGACACAAGAGUACGUAUUACCUCCCCCAAAAGGAGCACCUGAGGGUGGUGGAACACCACCUAGUAUAAACCCACCACCUCCUGUUGAAAAGCAAGUCGAGAUUAUUAUUCCCCCGCCUCCACCUACUGGUAGCCCUCCACAACCGGCUCAAGUGAAUGGAGCUACCCCUGCAAUAGUAAUUAAAAGAGAAACUAGAAAAUCUGACUCUGAGAAAGAUGUACAAGAAAAAGAGAAGCGAUCGCGAAGCAGAAGCGGAAGGAUAAGAUCAAGAACAAGAUCGCGGUCACGGUCCUGGGAACGAGACCGAAGGCGAUCUAGGAGCCGAGAACACAUCCGCCGAGACAGAGAGCGUGACAGAAGCCGUCCUUGGAGAAACAAAUCACCACCUCCUAACACCAGGAGGCACGAUAGGAGGCGCACAAGAAGCCGCAGUACAUCACCAUUACGUUCACGUAUUCGCGAUGGUCCUGACACUCGUGAUCAUAGAGCUCGGUUCCGAAACAGAUCUCCUACACCUCUUAGAUCUCGAUCUAGAUCACGGUCUACAGAUCGUAAGAAAGUCGAUAGAUCUGAAAGAAAUGAAGCUGCGCGAGUAGAGAGAGGGGAUGGAAGUCCUGGUGGUGGAACUCCAACACAAGACAGUAAUCACGGGGAUGUAGACAUGAGACUUUCUACCACCAGUCAAUCUAUCCAAAGUGUUGUAGCUGUAGGUGCUAAUCCACCAAAUAGUCAAUCUGGUACUCUUCAACCCAAGAGACGGUGUAGAGAUUUCGAUGAGAAGGGAUACUGCAUGAGAGGAGAUCUCUGUCCGUAUGAUCAUGGUACUGACCCAGUAGUUUUGGAGGACGUUGCUUUGAGUCGUGUAUUAAAUUUUGGGCCUCACGGACCUCAAGCCCCAGGCACGGUACCUGUUUCCUCUGUACCUGAACCUCCUCCAGGACCAAAUGGCAAUGCUCCACCUCCCCACUUACCGCUUGCCAGUCUACCGCCACCGCAUCUGCGAAAUCAGCAUCAUUCUAAUAUGGUUGCAUUUGCAGAAUAUAAUCCAGAUGCUCCAAGUAUGGAACCCCGCAUGCCAUGGGGUCGACAUCCGCCACCAGGUCCAGGAAUAUAUGGCCGUGGACAGCGUGAACUUAUCAGUGUACCUGUCAUACCGCAUUCAAAUCCGAGUGAGAUGCCACAUACACCAAAUAAUCCAUUAAAGCGUAAGCAGGCGUUUGACUUCAAUCGCCUUGGACCGAAACAACGAGUUGUACAUAAUCCAGCUAAUUGUUCUCUUGAAUUGAAAAAAGUUCCACGCAGUUUGAAUAACAUUACUCAGUUAAAUAAUCACUUUUCACGUUUCGGAAAAAUUGUUAAUAUACAAGUAAAUUUCGGUGGUGACCCUGAGGCGGCAUUAGUCACCUUCCAGAUACCAUCUGAAGCAAAAGCUGCCUAUCGAAGUACAGAAGCAGUUUUGAAUAAUAGAUUUAUCAAGGUCUUUUGGCACAACAAUGUUAACAAUAAUUCAACUAGUGGAGCCAUUGAAAACGUACCUCCAGGUGAGAAAAACGGAAGUCGUCCAUCUGUUAAAGAGAGGCUAGGCGCUACAAUUAACCAACCGAUAAAAACUGAAGAAAAUGAAUAUGUUCCCACUCGUCGUGCAACAGAAGAGCCAGUGACGCCAACUGUGAUACCUGUGUCACCAAAAGCACCUCCCAUACCAUCUAGAGAAGACAAAGUAUUGGCUAUAAAAAAAUCUCAAGAAAUGUUAGCGGCCAAGGAAACGUUAAAAAAGAAACAGGAGGAAAAACGGAAGGAAGCUAUAAAACUGACUGCAGAUCUGCGCAAGAGAAAGCAGGAAUUACUUGAUAAACAACUUGUUGAAAUUCGAUCUUUAAUAGAACGAGCUGAGAAGAAUCCAGACCAAAAAGAUGCAAUUAUGGUAACGAUCAAAACUAUGCAGCAAUCCAUUGACAGCUUACGGAAAGAUUUGGCCACCAAUGGUCAAGUGGGAGCGAAUAAGUCUCAAAUAAAAACCAGGGAACAAACUCAAAAAGAAAUAUUAGAUGCUGAAUUGGAUCUAAUGACUGCUCAACAAGAGGGUCAGGAUCCAGGUGAAUUACAAAAGAGAUUAAAUGAUUUGAAAGCACAGGCUGCAGCAUUAGGGUUGAAUGCAGGACUUGGUGUGGGAAGAGGCGCUAGGCCAACGAAGGUGACACGAGGAAGUCACGUUUUAUCUUAUCGGGGGAGAGGACGAGGUAGUUUUGCUCAUGUUUCUGUCGACCAUAGACCAACAAGCCUCCUCAUUUCUGGAUAUGAAAGUGAGGAGAAGGAAGAAGUUUUAGCGCAUUUUCAACAAUAUGGUGAAAUAGUUAAUCAAAUGGUGGAUGAUGCUACACCUUCCAUCGUCAUCAAUUUCAAAUCAAGAAAAGAGGCAGAAGUAGCACUGGUAAAGGGACGCACGUUUCAGGACAGAUUAUUGUCUGUGACCUGGGUAACCGGACACCACCUACAUCGCGGAGGUGGAGGAAAUGCCAAUAGCAAUAUACCCCAACCAGCUCGUUCAGAACAAGCCCCAGCAACAGCGGAUGAGGAACUUGAAUUAGAAGUGCGUACUUUGUCGAAUCUGAACAUUUCCGAUGACAAUUGAGGAUAUGGGUUCCAGGGAGCUGCAGAAGCUUUACUUCUGGAGGAAAACGAAGAGGAGGAAGACGAGGAUGGAGAGCCUCGCAGUUGGAGACGAUAGCAGCGUCAAUGUCCUCUGUGACGCGAUGUCCAUACUAGCUAUAGUCACAGCGGGGCUAUAUGGAAGAAUCAGUGUCGUUUACCACUCGCACGAUCACUGGACAGAGUUUUGAUGUAAUCGAUGACUUGGUUUUGGAUGAACAAAAUAUCAGGCUCCAGACAUUAUUGAGUGUUAUACUAUUUGUUAUAUUAAAUAUGCUGUGUGCACCAUUACAGUAUCAAUGAUUACUGUAUCGCAGCCGUACCCAAAUAGACUACCACUACACGAGUUUUCA
Neodiprion fabricii is the source of this 3351-nucleotide messenger RNA. RefSeq names its product RNA-binding protein 27 (gene swm). NCBI's taxonomy places the organism in Eukaryota, Metazoa, Arthropoda, Insecta, Hymenoptera, Diprionidae. Gene Ontology annotation, cellular component: nucleus. The transcript is spliced from 10 exons. The record is from RefSeq and is a predicted model, not a curated record. The coding region runs from base 132 to 2981 and encodes 949 amino acids. Gene Ontology annotation, biological process: mRNA processing. Gene Ontology annotation, molecular function: metal ion binding; RNA binding.